This is a messenger RNA of Perognathus longimembris pacificus (Pacific pocket mouse), 644 nucleotides long. RefSeq names its product mitochondrial pyruvate carrier 2-like. Gene Ontology annotation, molecular function: pyruvate transmembrane transporter activity. Lineage: Eukaryota; Metazoa; Chordata; Mammalia; Rodentia; Heteromyidae. The coding region runs from base 1 to 384 and encodes 127 amino acids. The transcript has a single exon. Gene Ontology annotation, cellular component: mitochondrial inner membrane. Gene Ontology annotation, biological process: pyruvate import into mitochondria. The record is from RefSeq and is a predicted model, not a curated record.
AUGUCAGCUGCCGGCGCCCGAGGCUUGCGGGCCACCUACCACCGGGUACUCGAUAAAGUGGAGCUGAUGCUGUCAGAGAAACUGAGGCCUUUGUACAACCACCCGGCAGGUCCCCCGACAGCUUUUUUCUGGGCUCCAAUUAUGAAAUGGGGGUUGGUGUUGGCUGGAUUGGCUGACAUGGCUAGACCUGCAGAUAAACUCAGCACAGCUCAGUCCAGUGUUUUGUUGGCUACAGGAUUUAUUUGGUCAAGAUAUUCACUUGUAAUUAUACCUAAAAGUUGGAGUCUGUUUGCUGUUAAUUUCUUCGUGGGGACAGCAGGAGCCUCUCAGCUCUUUAGAAUUUGGAGAUAUAACCAAGAACUGAAAUCUAAAGGAAUCAAUUAAAAGAGUUCCUGAUCACCUACAACCUAGAUAUGGACAUAACCACUGGGACCUAGCUUAUUACUGAUACGGUGAUAUUAGCCGUGCUAACAUUUGGAAGGCACUAGAGAAAAAAAUAAUUAACUGUAACUAUAGACUAGUGCUUAAUUCCACAGAAAAAUAAAGCAAACAUUUAAUAACAGUCUCUCUUUACAUAUAACUUUAAAGGAACCUAUCUGUGGAUAUCAUGGUUAUCAGUUAAAAAUUUUUUUCUACCAUUUGUC